This is a messenger RNA of Protopolystoma xenopodis, 225 nucleotides long. The record is from the annotation of a GenBank genome assembly. Lineage: Eukaryota; Metazoa; Platyhelminthes; Monogenea; Polystomatidea; Polystomatidae.
AUGAAGGAACUUUAUGAUUAUUGCAUCAAAAAAAAAAUAGCUGAUGCAAAUAUUAUUGCUAAAUGGAAGAAACCAGGAUAUGAAAAUCUCUGUUGCCUUCGGUGUAUUCAGACAAGAGAUACAAAUUUUGGAACAAAUUGUGUCUGCCGUGUUCCCAAAAACAAGCUUGAAGAAGGAAAAAUUGUGGAGUGCCAGAAUUGCGGUUGCCGAGGCUGCUCAGGAUAG